AUGGCCACGCAACAAAACGCCAGUUUCUUCUCCAUACCGGUUUUCCAUUCGUCAUCUGAAUUUCGCGUCAACACAGCAUACUUCUCCAAGGAGGAUCUAUCGCUCUUCGUCGAGAACUUGGAGACCAUAGAAAAUCUGAAUCGCAAAGUGCGUCAACGUCGUCAGCACUUCGAGGAGCAAAUACGUGAGACACGCACAAUACUGGAGAACUCACUGCAAAUCGCCACAAAGCCAAGCAAUAUGGGCUGCAUGCCAAGUCCCACAUCAUCACUGCAUGAGGAACUGCGUACUUUAUGUAUCGCGAAAGAAACACCGCGACGUAACCGCAAACCGCAACCAGAAUCGCCAAUCGAACGCCAAGAGCUGCAGCCAAAACGUCCGAUCUCAAUGCGCAGAUCCUCGGACGAGGAAGAGACUUACUUCAGCGAUGCCAACGCAAGCCCGGAUCGCACACCAGUUAGUAUGGCGAAAAAACCACGCCUGCUAUUCGCCCCAUCACCGAAACCACUGAAGGGUGACAAUUCCGGUUCGGAUUCUGAAGAGUCUGGCAUAUACCCACUAGCUGACACGCCACAACAAAAACCAUUUCGUGCACGCACGAACGCGUUGGCCGAGAAACCGAAAGUUUCGACCGGCUCACGCAUACUUGCUUUACUGCUGAGGCGCGAGAUCUUAAAGAAUCAACAAAAAGAGCAACCUGAGGAAAUAGUACGCAUCAAGAAAGCUGCCUCCAAUCUCAAUGUCAGCAAGGAGCAUGAAGAGCACGAUUUCCACGAGUUCAUUAAGCAGAAGUACAAGCGUUUCGCCUUACGCUAUAUACGCAAAAUGAAGAAGCACGUCGUGGUCGAGGAAGAACCGGAAAAGCCCAGCGACUUGGAGAUGUUGGACAAAGCGCUGCGCUACAUGACAUUAUAA
Messenger RNA from Bactrocera tryoni, 915 nucleotides. RefSeq lists its product as uncharacterized. NCBI's taxonomy places the organism in Eukaryota, Metazoa, Arthropoda, Insecta, Diptera, Tephritidae. The record is from RefSeq and is a predicted model, not a curated record. Bases 1 to 915 code for a protein of 304 amino acids. The transcript has a single exon.